ACACACUGCGCGGGGGCGGACGCGCGGGUAGCGUUGUGAUUAGGCUCCACCCCUAGGGCGGGGCCUGAGGGAUCAACCAAUUGCGUGAGGAACCGAACGUCAACGUGGCUACUCCGAUGGGGCGGGGCCUGAGGGACAGACCAACUAGUUGGGGGAAGAUCUGAGGAAUGUACCAACUGAACGGGAAUAGAGGCUCAAAGGACGUAAUUACUGUGCAAAUAUCAAGCUCUAAGGGAUGUACCAACUGUAUUGGGAGCCGAGUCCGAGGGACACAACAGCUGAGCGGGUGGAAGGAUUUGAGGAAUGUACCAACUAUGCAGGGUUCAACUCCCCCGAGAGGCGGGCCUAAGGAGGAUACCAACAAGAUGGGGGUGUGGCCUGCGGAACGUACCAUCUGCGCGGGGGCGGGGCCGAGCGACGUACCAGCUGCGCAGGGGCGGGCCAUCUCUCCUGUUGCCCAGCGCGGGAUGCGCGUGGGCGCGUGUCGCUGUGGCGCCACUGCGCUUGCUGUGCUGUGCUGUGUUGUGCUGUGCUGUGCUGUGCUGUGCUGUGCUGUGCUGUGCUGUGCGGGGGUUUGUGCCGGAGCCAGAGCUUGCUGACCAGAGGCCCCGGUAGGAAAAUUGCCGAGCACAGCACAGAGUUCCGGUGAUGCUUGCGCUUUCAGCUUCGUUGGGUGACUGGUGCGCGGUACUCCUCUGUUUGGAGCCUGAGUUGUGGUCGGGAAAAUGGAUUUAAUCUGAAGAGACUGAACAGGACUAGAACACACUACAUUUGCAACGUGCUUUGCACAGGGGAGCCCACCCUCUGUCACCCUUGGCCACUGACAGCAGUGAGGAUCGUGGUGGAACUGGCCCACAGAGGAAUGCAGGCACUCCACCUUCAACACCGCAGUCCCGGCAGCUACAGGGUCAAGGCCAGGGCGUCCUAUGUGGAUGAGACCCUGUUUGGCAGCCCUACAGGAACCCGGCCCACUCCACCAGCCUUUGACCCACCCUGGGUGCAGAACUGUGACAGAUCGAGAGGAGUGGGCCCAGGACCACCGAAGGUCUCUCUGGUCAAGAGAGACUGUGAGUCUACCCCCUCCAGGGGCAGCACCCCAAACCUCACACCAAGGAAGAGAAACAAAUACAGGUUGAUUGGCCACACCCCCUCCUACUGUGAUGAGUCCCUGUUUGGCUCCCGGCCACAGGGCACCAACAAGGAGGGGUCUCAGACAGCCAUAGGGGAUACUGCCAAGCUCUGGACCCUUUUCUGGACACCACCAGCCACCCCUAGGGGCGGCCACUCACCUCGCCCCAGGGAGACCCCACUUCGAGCCAUUCACCCAGAUGGACCCUCCAAGACAGAGCCCAGCGUGGCAACAGGCUCCCAGAAGAUGUCCCAGGAGGGGUUAGAUGCACCUUCCUCUCUGGGACGGAGACGUUCCCAUUCACUCGCCCACCUAAGUGUCCCCAGCAUGAGCCAUCCUGCUUCCAGUGUCCCCCAGGCCAAUGGACCUCGGAGUCCCCGACCUUCCACAUCAGGGAUGACUGUUCGGAGUCCCUUGGUCACUCCCAGGUCACGGUCAGGCAGAGUUUCAGAGCCAGCUGCCCCUCAACAAGGGGCCGGCCCCCCCAAGCCAAAGCCUCCUUGGAAAUGAGGCUCUCAUCAGGUAACCCUCUGGCUCACAGCAAGGAUUCAGCUCAGGUGCAGUACUAUGGGGACCAGUGUCUCCAGUGCCUCCAAGCACUAGAAAAGCCUCCUGAGGCUCCAUGGUGAGGAUGGGCUAUGCUUCCCUUUGUCCCCACAAGCUCAGGACUCCCUAGCCGCCUGUGCGGGGUAUUUGGGAUCCUUUGAGAUAUCUCUCUGGCCAUGGCGCAGCCUCUUUCUGCAUUGGUGCCAAACCCCACCCAGCUCCCUGCUCAGGAUUCAGUUUCUACAGGGGUCUGGGUGCCUCGAGAGAGUUUCCUGGGCUGCAUGUGAACCCUGAGGGUGGAACAUGGGGGAGACAUUUUAAUAUUCAUGUAUUUAUUCAUUCCAUGUACUAAAUGUAUUUAGCUCAUCAAA
Myodes glareolus (Bank vole) is the source of this 2046-nucleotide messenger RNA. RefSeq names its product RBPJ interacting and tubulin associated 1 (gene Rita1). Gene Ontology annotation, biological process: nuclear export; negative regulation of Notch signaling pathway; Notch signaling pathway. Gene Ontology annotation, cellular component: nucleus; cytoplasm. NCBI's taxonomy places the organism in Eukaryota, Metazoa, Chordata, Mammalia, Rodentia, Cricetidae. Gene Ontology annotation, molecular function: tubulin binding. The record is from RefSeq and is a predicted model, not a curated record.